Dreissena polymorpha is the source of this 4758-nucleotide messenger RNA. RefSeq lists its product as uncharacterized. Gene Ontology annotation, biological process: urea transmembrane transport. The transcript has 9 exons. Gene Ontology annotation, cellular component: plasma membrane. Bases 200 to 2494 code for a protein of 764 amino acids. NCBI's taxonomy places the organism in Eukaryota, Metazoa, Mollusca, Bivalvia, Myida, Dreissenidae. Gene Ontology annotation, molecular function: urea transmembrane transporter activity. The record is from RefSeq and is a predicted model, not a curated record.
UUGAUGUAUACUGUAAAGACGUAGAUUGAAAACGUGGAAAAUGAACAUGAUGCAUUUACAUGUAUGUUUCGGUAGCAGCUGAUAAGAAUGUUCAAACAUUAAAAAACUGAUUAUAUAGCAUGCGACAAUACAUAAGAAUACAUAGUAUCAGAGGAAAAACACACCGGAUAAGUACCAGAGCAUUAACCUAGACUCCGAGAUGACCAACUUGAGUGCAGCGUGUCCACUUCAUCUGGGCGAGCCGCACGACAAGUCCGGGGUGGAGCCGGUGCUUGAGCGCUACGAGUCGGCGCUGCUGAUGAUUCUCGGCUUCGGCGGCUUCUCCAUCAUCCUGGCGCUGGUGCAUAACGCAGUCCGGAAGCACAUUUUCCACGACGAGCACAACCUGGACACAACGUUCGACGCUGGCGGAAACGUCUCCCUCAGCCUGACGGCGGUCACCGUCGCUUCACAGCUUAUCUGGCCUGGGGACAUUCUCCACAGCGCGACACUUACAGCUAAGAACGGCAUAGCUGGCCCCUUUUGGUAUGCGGUGGGGAUUAUCUUCAAUAUAUUCAUUUUCCCAGUGUUCUCCGUCCAGUUCAAAACACGAGCACCGGGAGCAAAAACAUACUUGCAAAUCAUCCACGCCCGAUUCGGUCGCAAGGCGCAUGUUGUCUUCUGCUGUUUUGCGUUGCUUACCAAUCUUGUCAUCACCAUCGGCAUCCUUCUGGCCGGUCGGGCAACCAUACAAUCUCUUACCAAGAACGCCUCGGAUGAAUUCACACUCCUUACAAUGGCGGUUUUAUUCGGCUCCUAUUCGCUGAUCGGCGGCCUAGGGACUACUUUUUACGUGUCGUAUUUUAACGCCUGCCUUGUCUUCAUUUUGCUGAUCGUGUUCGUGGUAAAGAUCUGGCACAACACAAACAAGGACUACAGCUCUAUUGGCAACGUGGAGCGCAUGUUUACUGCCAUCUCGUGCAUCAAGGGGCCGGAAGAGAACUAUGACAACAGUUACCUCACAUUCCGGUCGGGAGUGGCUUUCUUGUUCGGCGUUAUCGAGGUGUUCGUUUCCUCCGCUGUGACGUACUGCGACCAGGCGUCCUGGCAGUCGCGUAUCGCGGCCAAGCCCACCCAGGGCGUGUACGGGUUCCUACUGGGCGGGCUCAUGUGGUUUGCAAUCCCCAGCACCAUGGCGACAACAACCGGGCUCGCCUACCUCGCACUGAGCGCGGAGAACAAGACCAACCUCCUCACGCAUGGCCAGAUCGACGAAGGUUUGGUAACGCCACUGAUUGCGGAGACGGUGCUGGGGAGCGCCGGCGGAAUCCUGAUCCUCACGAUGGGCGCCAUGGCGCUCAUGUCCACUGGGUCAGGCGAGGUGAUGGCCAUGUCCUCCAUCAUCGUCUAUGACAUCUACCAGACUUACAUCAAACCUUUCAGACGAGGGUUGACAGAAGUAGACUGUGUCCUGUGCGGGAAGAAGAAAAAAGACAUCGUGAGGAAGAAAAAUGUGGCGAACCAGUCUAACAACCGCUGUGAGUGCCCGGAUGUUUCAACGUGUCAGCCAUGUAAAGACGACAGGCGAGCUAGAAGCGGAAAAUCCAGCAAUGCGACUAAACCCCCCUAUACUUGCUCCACCCACGGGCGCUACAGAGAGUACGAGGACGGUUUGAUCGGGUUCAAGGAUUGGUGCAUUGUCAUGGUGACGAUAUCCAUCAUCCCGCUAGGUCUCGUCGUGUUCGAGACCGGGAUUGACCUCAAUUGGAUCUUCUACAGCGGCGCCAUAGUGACAAUCCCGUGCUUCCCACCGGUCAUACUCUCCAUUAUCUGGGUCAAGGCCACCGGGAAAGGUCUCAUUUCAGGUGGAGCUGUAGGGUUGGUUUGCGGCAUAACCGCCACCCUGGUUACAGCGUCCUUUUACGAUGGCGGCCUCGGGAACUUCCUGAAAAACACUGUCCAGAACUACGCCAUAUUGGCGGGCACCUGCUCCAGCUUCGGAGCCAGCUUCCUAUGUUGUAUUUUAGUUUCGAUUUUCACGCACAAUAUCAAAUCGGUGGACGAUGAGAAUUUAGAGUGGCAGAAAAUGUAUGACAUUGAGAACCCGCUUAAUCCGUGGGAGUUUAACUAUAGGGAAGAGCUAAAGGGGCUGGAAUACGAUGGGAAACCGACGUUCGAACAAAUGGCGAUGACGUUUCGGCGAGCCAAGUACACGGCCUACAUCGGCGGGGUGCUAUGCAUAGUCGUGUUCGCGGUAGUGAUUCCCGGCGUCAUGGCGAUGUUUCCUAAGAUGGAUCUCGUGCAGUUCUCGGUCUGGAUCUGGGGCACGCAGAUCUUCGCCGUCGUAAUGGCGGUCAUAGUGAUCGUCGCGCCGAUGUACGAGGAGAUCCGAAAAAUCAUGAAGGAGUACCGGAAGUCGGCCUGUAUAAUGAACGGCGGCUACGGGCAGAUGCAGAUAAUCACCGCAGAGAGACACGACGCAGACGAUGGUAAGACGCCGGUAACCAACGUGUAGGAACAGUGCCGAUAACGUCAUACUCGAAAAGGCCUCCUGUAUUUUUCAUUCGUGUGACGUCCGAAACUUAGUGAAUAAUUAAAUGUGAACACGAGUCAUAUUGAUUCUCUUGUUCACUAAAUAAAAAUAAAUGAUUUCAAAUGUUUACUUCCAAACUGAAGCAAAGGGUUGCCUGCGAUUUGCAUAUACUUUUUCGGCAAUGUAUGCAAAAGAGCAUACGUCAAACUUUCACAUUUGUAUUGUUUGCUGUUUUUAUACAGAGCGCAUCUCAUUGAUAUAAUAUUUUAUGUAUAGUCUAUUCGUAAUACAUUUAAAAUGCGUUAGAAAUCGGGGCGACGGCAGGAUAGAUAAGUCGAUGACUGUGAUGUAAGUAAUUUUCAUGAAAGUUAGAGUAUAAAUAGGCGAAUAUGGUCGGAUUGCGUAAUAUCAUUUAGUGAAACACUUGCAUGUAGUAUUGUUUGAAGCGACAUCGAUUUUGUCUGUUUUAAGUGACGCUUAAACGCGCAAGAUCGACUUUAUUGGCAACGUAAUUUAUUUAAUGCGAGUUUUAACAUAUACAUGACGCUGUGCUGAUAUUUUUUCAUUGGAUAUAAUACGACAUAACCUGCCAUUGUGUGUCUGCGUGAAAAAAAAUGUAGCGUUAACUGCGUUCAGUGAUUGAACUAUGAGCAUAAAAAAGCAAUGACGUUGAAUAGUAUUAUCGCUGUCGUGUUGGCUUGUACCCGCGCUUCUCAGUCGAUCCGGGUUCAAUCUCGCUUCUUGUUCAUGUAAGCUUGGUCUGUUGUCGACAUACUGGGCUGUCGUGAUUCCCUCCGGGCACUUUGGUUUCCCCAGUAGCAUAAGGCGACACUUUAAUCAAAUGUCAUUCAUAAAUAUAUAGAAAAUGCAUCUUUAUUUCAAAUUUGGUCCCAACUGUUAAGUCAGGUAAGUUUAUGAGGCAGUCCUAGUGAUGAGGCGCGUGCCCUGUUCUCGGCCUCAGGCAAGGAAGAACAUUAUAAACUUCGAAUACAUACACUCAUUUAUAAAACUUGUUUACCGUGGUAUUUUACAUUAACUUGCUUUUAUCGAAUUGCUGGUUAAGUACACCAUCAUUUACCUAUUGCAGAAUGUUGAAAUUAAUAGUACUUUUUAAGAGUAAAAUACAUUAAACACAUUUAUGGAUCAUUCAUAUUUGUAAUAAUACUUGUAUUAAUUUACUCAUACACAUUGAAAUCGACAUAAUAAACGAGUAUUGUUUUGCACAAAGUAGUGUAAUAUUACUGUUUUAUCAUAUUAUCUCACAUGAUAGUUGCAAUAAUUCAACUCUCAGCUUUAUAACCCAAUGGUUAGCUGAUAGUUGCAAUGCGCCGGCUCUUGCCCAUGGGUGCAAAAUUUAAUCAACAAUGCAAUGGUUAAGGAACACUGAAACUGCAAGAUCUUAUCAACGUUUACCUGUCUAAACCACAAACUCAUACGAAUGGUACCAUUAAAACAAUAAAUAAUUGCUUUUUAUUGACAUUGUUUUGCUUUCGUACGCUGUAUCCGCCAUAUUGGAAAAUUAACCCAAUAUUGGUUAGGUCGCAGUACACCAAUAUUUUGCACGUCGGGUUAUAUGUUGGAGUCUACAAAGUCGAUAACGAUGUGUUAUUCGAUACAGAAUACACUGUUUCAAAUUUAAACAUAAAACAUGUCAGCGAGUAAAGUGUUGAAACAUCGUCGUGUUUUUAUAGGGUGCAUGCAAAGGAUAACAUCCGUAGGUUGCCAUUCAGGUAAAUUUAACAUGUUUAUGAAGUUUAUUCAUUAUUUUCCUCAAUUUGUCUCGAACGACGUCUGUUUAGUGAAGCGCACGGAUUCUCUGCGCUGAACUGCACCCAUGUUUAUGAUGGGGUGCAUAUGGACUGCCAGAGCCGCCAUAGCAAAAAUUAUCAAAGGCUCUGGCAGUCCGUUUAUAUGGACUACUCACAUGGGUGCAUAGUGUACGUUUCACAUGUUAUUUCAAAUGCACUAUUAUAUGCCUCUAUUGAUAUGAUAUGAGUUUCAUUGUCUGCAGUCUGCACGUUUUCACAUGUAUACCUUAAUUGUUCGCAAAUACAGCAGGUUCAUCAGCUGUCAAUUACAAAGAAAUACAUACAUGCUUGUUCAUGCAUGUACAUUGAAUGCAUAUUUAUAAGGAUAUUGGAUCUCAUAAUGCAUUAUGCAAAAGGCCAUUUUAUUCAAUUUAAAGUAAAUGUUUAUCAAGGGAAUCGCAAUUUUAUAAAGAAUAUUCGCAUUACUAUGAGUUCAAC